This is a messenger RNA of Paramisgurnus dabryanus, 634 nucleotides long. RefSeq names its product achaete-scute homolog 5. Gene Ontology annotation, molecular function: RNA polymerase II transcription regulatory region sequence-specific DNA binding; protein dimerization activity; DNA-binding transcription factor activity, RNA polymerase II-specific. Lineage: Eukaryota; Metazoa; Chordata; Actinopteri; Cypriniformes; Cobitidae. Gene Ontology annotation, cellular component: RNA polymerase II transcription regulator complex. The record is from RefSeq and is a predicted model, not a curated record. Gene Ontology annotation, biological process: positive regulation of transcription by RNA polymerase II.
UCUCAUCUCAAUAUGGACACACCUCUACCAGACACUCAUUGUCAUCUCAGUAGGAGCGGCGUUCAUUGUGGCAUUGCACCGUCUGGUGUUUACAGAGGGAAUGACAAGCACUCUCAUCUUCAUUCGGACCCGUUGGGCCGCUCGCUGCCUCUGUUCUUAUAUCCGGCCCGUGUGGAACAGGGAGUUUACGAUUGCGGUGGGGCGACGCUGCUGUCGUACCUGCCGCCGUUCCAUGCCGGUUUGGGCAUGUAUGAAUGUCCGUUCGAGCCGGCAUUCAUCCAGAAGCGAAACGAGAGGGAACGUCAACGUGUGAAGUGUGUGAACCAGGGAUACGCCAAACUUCGUGACCACCUGCCCAACGGCACGGCGGACAAACGGCUGAGCAAAGUGGAAACGCUACGGGCUGCCAUCCGCUAUAUAAAAUACUUACAGAGUUUGGUGGAGAAACCAGAGAGAGGAGAGGAGAAUGUAGGAGCGGCUUCACCUCUGUCUUUCUCUGACACCUCCUCUGAGGAGUCUGCUGGGAGUUAAAAGACAUUCAGACUCACCGAAGGGCACAAGGGUCAAUGCACCCAAAAAAGCCCUGAAAUCAACACUGCACCCUAUUGAACUGAACUCUCAGUGCUCAUGUCAA